Messenger RNA from Aspergillus puulaauensis, 1506 nucleotides. RefSeq lists its product as uncharacterized. The coding region runs from base 1 to 1506 and encodes 501 amino acids. The record is from RefSeq and is a predicted model, not a curated record. Lineage: Eukaryota; Fungi; Ascomycota; Eurotiomycetes; Eurotiales; Aspergillaceae. The transcript is spliced from 2 exons.
AUGGGCUUCUUCACCAAAUCCAAACCAGUUCCACCUCCCAGGGUUCCGACAGACACAGUGAUGCCGGCCUCGCUGUGGGAUAACUGGGAGAUAGGGCGCACAUGGUGUUUGCAUUAUUGCUACCGAUUCAACGACGUCCUGGACCCGAGUCAGCUCCGGAUCUCGCUCGAGCGGCUAAUGCAGAUAGGGGAGUGGAAGAGACUUGGUGCACGGAUGCGACUGAAUAGUAAUGGGGUGGUAGAAUACCAUAUCCCCGAUAGAUACCAUGAACGCAGGCCGGGUUUUACCUUUACCGUUACCAAAUAUGAUAUCUCGCUUGAACAGCAUCAGCUAUCAGGGGAGUUCCCCAGGGCCACAGCGAAGCCAAGUGUGCAGGGAAGCCAGGAGGACGUUAUGAGAUCGUUAUGUCUGCAUCCAGAUCACCCCCGGACGCUGGACGACUGGUUGUAUUCUGAUCGGCCACUUCUCGAUAUUCACGUCGUUGCCUUUGAGGAUGCAACGCUGGUGACGAUAACAUUCAUGCACCUUGUCACAGGCGCCUCCGGUAUGCGUCAGAUUCUUCGCGCGUGGUCGGAUGUCUUGAAUGGACACGAGGACGAAGUCGGUGCACUGGAAGGUAUUGGGGAUGAUCUACUGACAGACCAUACCUAUGAAUCUGAGCCUAACCAGUACGUGCAUUAUAACAGAAGACUAACGGGUUUCAAAAAGUUGGUUUUUUUGGUCUAUGCAUUGUGGGACUGGUUCUGGCUUCCUGCCGCGGAGUCUCGUCUCAUCUGCAUCCCCGGUGUGUAUGUGGACGGAAUGCGGGACCAGGCCAUUCAGGAUAUAUCGCAAGGAGCAGCGCCAGGACAGAAAUCACCAUUUAUAAGUGAUGGAGACGUCCUGUUGGCCUGGACCACCCGCACAGUUGUCAAAGCUCUUGGAGCGUCCCCCAGCCGGCCACUCUCGGUAUUGAACGUAUUCAAUUCGCGCGCGACACUACUCCAGAAGUCUGCGUCCGAUAGAACUGCCUUCAUCACAAAUGCUUGCUUGAUGUGGCCAACAUUUCUCUCAGUGGGAGACGCAAUAAACCUCUCGCUGGGCCACCUGGCCUGGCAGUUCCGCACUUCGUUGACCCAACAGCGCACGAAAGCCCAAUGCCAGGCGCAGCUUGCUAUGAAACGCCACGGCUUGAUCGAGACUGACUCAGCUCCUUUCUGUGUGGAUCCGACUUCCGUUCUAGUGGGUUGUACGAAUUGGCACAGGGCUCGGUUUUACGACAUUGACUUCUCCUCGGCGGUGCGCUGUCCGAAGAGGCCUUUGGUGGGUCAUGGUAGCAGGAUCGGGAGGCCAGCAUCAAUCCUUGUGAGUACAGAUCUGACAGGCCCCGGGAUUCCUAAUUUGGGAAACGUAUUUGGCAAGGAUGGAGAUGGGAAUUGGUGGCUCACUUGGAGCUUGAGCAAUCAGGCAUGGCCAGCGUUCCAGCAGGAGUUGGAAAGCCUGGGAACGGAGAACGAUCGUCGAUAG